Orycteropus afer afer is the source of this 834-nucleotide messenger RNA. It is a transcript of the gene CUNH12orf71, whose product is annotated as chromosome unknown C12orf71 homolog. The transcript has 2 exons. The coding region runs from base 1 to 834 and encodes 277 amino acids. Lineage: Eukaryota; Metazoa; Chordata; Mammalia; Tubulidentata; Orycteropodidae. The record is from RefSeq and is a predicted model, not a curated record.
AUGGCAUACUCAUCCUCCAACAGCGACAGUAAUGACACAGAAGACUGCAGGUCCAAAUCCAAUCUGAGCCUCUCGGUAGGCUAUUUUCCCUGUGAGGACAACUUCUUCUAUGAGGACACAACUCCUUAUGAAGACAUGCCCUUUGAGAGUCCUUCAAUUCAUUUCCUCCCUCCUAUCCAAGGGAUGUGGAGGACUGAAAGUACAUUGAGACCCAUGGGGAGAAGAGACCAAAUUCAGGAGGACACAGAGCAAUUUUGCAAACUACGCAUCACCCUGGCCUGGGAUGUUGAUGUGGGCUCUAACAAUUCUGACUUGACAACUAACUGGGAUCUAAAUAGACACAACCAGUGGGUGGACAAGUAUCUAGAAAAGAGGACAGAACUGACUCUCAGCAAACUAGACGGUCUUGUGCACAAGCUUGAGAACUUCCUAGAAAAUCAGAAAAAUGACGGAGACAGUAACUCUAUUUUCCAUGACUCUAUUCCGGAGGAAGAUUUCCAGCUAUCCCGCAGCUCUCCUCCAGAUAUGGCUCAGAUAAACCAGACAACUGGUAGCCAAAGGACAAGCACUACAGAAAACUCCUCAAUCUCACCAGGUCAGCCAGAGGAGGACAAUGCUUCCAACAUACAAACCCUAUCCUGUCUAAAUUUUGGGUGGGUCUUCCGCUGGAUGAGGCAGCAAGUGUUCUCCUCACUACUGGGGAGAGAGUACCCCGAGAAGGCCAACAAGAGCCCCCACCGGGUGGAAUCAAAGAACAGGCUUUCUCACAGAAGCAAAAGAAUCCAACCUCAAGAAUCCCUUGAAUUAGGACACACUAUGUCACCAGAUUUUUAA